AGUUAGUUAGGGUCGGUGGUUUCUAAUCGUAAACCAUUGAAGGAGGCUGAUAAGAGUAAAACAACUUCCCUCCAAGUCUCUUGACCACUCUCUCCUAAAUAGUCCGCUCAGUCCACUGCGCUGCAAGUUUGUGUAUUACAAAUUAAGCGCCAAACACAGCUCCAAACAAAGCAUGAAGUCCCAACUUGCACCUGCAUACCGCCAUCCAGUUAAAUUCAGGAUGCCAACUGCAGAUAAUCUGGUUCCAAUUCGAUUGGACAUUGAAAUUGAUAGUCAGCGUUAUAAAGAUGCCUUUACUUGGAACCCUUCAGACCCCGAUUCAGAGGUGGCAGUGUUUGCCAAAAAGACAGUAAAGGACUUGAAGCUUCCUACUGGAUUUAUCACUCAGAUUGCUCAAUCCAUUCAAUCACAGCUGACUGAAUUUCGGUCAUAUGAAGGCCAAGAUAUGAUUGUUGGUGAGAAGAUUGUCCCCAUCAAGCUAGAUCUUCGAAUAAAUCAGACUCUUAUCAGGGACCAGUUCUUGUGGGACUUGAACAAUACAGAGAGUGAUCCUGAGGACUUUGCCAAGACAUUCUGUGCUGAUAUGGGUAUUGAAGAUCCUGAAGUUGGACCUGCCAUUGCUUUUGCCAUAAGGGAGCAACUUUAUGAGAUUGCUGUGCAAAAUGUAACCUCGGCAAAGGAGAUAAAAUUAAACAAGAAGGGUCGUCGUGGAAUUGAGUACAUACCUGUUAGUAAAGCUGGUGUCACUGCAGUGGAUUUGGCCAAGUUGUUUGGCAGCAAAUCAAGUGUCAUUCGGAAAAGGAAAGAUUGGGAUGUGUUUGAACCGAUUGUUGAUAUCCUCUCAAAUGAGGAAGUAGAGGCACUUGAAGCGAAAGAAGAUAGGACCGCUCGUUGAGAAGAUACGUCUUUGUAAUUUUGGAUGAUUAGGGUUUCUUCAUAUCGUUCCUUUGCGACCGUCUGAAAAUAACUACUAGCAUUUGUAAUAACUUUUUGGUUUAUUAGGUGACAUGAAUUGCUGGUAAUAUGUGUUGGGUAAUAUUUAGUUUGGUAUUGGUAUUGGUAUUGGUAUUGGUAUUGGUAUCGGUAUCGGUGUCGUUCUUGUUCUUGUUCUUGUUUUUAUUAGCAGUGAGGAUUAUCGACUUCUUGUUGUAGUACUUGUUUUCCCUGAAUGUGAUCGUAUUAGUUACAUAA
Molecule: messenger RNA, 1191 nt
Organism: Spinacia oleracea (spinach)
Lineage: Eukaryota; Viridiplantae; Streptophyta; Magnoliopsida; Caryophyllales; Amaranthaceae
Product: chromatin structure-remodeling complex protein BSH
Exons: 10
Coding region: 173-895 (240 amino acids)
Biological process (GO): chromatin remodeling
Cellular component (GO): nuclear chromosome
Source: RefSeq, a predicted model, not a curated record